CGUUCUUGCGGAAGUUGAAAAUCGUGGAACGCGCGAGCGCUGUCUUCUUAAAUAUUUUGACGAGGAUAUGGAAGAUGCCUGGGAGAAAGAGCUUUGUAUUUUGUCUUUGCUGAAGCAGGCCGAAAAUACCGAAGUCGCUGGAGCUAGCUUGGCGAGAUACAAGUGGCAUUGCACUGCAAAGCAGCACUCAAUCACAGGAAUUGUCCCACAAGAGCUUCAGGAAAUUAAGAAUUCAGCGUUGAUUUGCUUUGAUUACGUUCCUAACAAAUGCCUUCAUGAUUACCUGGAAAACAAGGAACCACUGACAUUUAGGAUCGUGUGCUCCUUGUGCAUUGAUAUCAUAUCAACCAUUGAAUACCUACAAACGUGUGGAAUAAGUAAUAACAACAUUAACUCACGAGCAAUCGUUGUACGUCGAACGGGAUCGCAGGAUUCUCCAGUGAAGGCAGUUAUUGUGGAUUUCUCAAGAGCAAUGAAGCUACAAAAAUAUGAAGACGGCUCAUACGCAAAAGCUGAUAUUUUGCAGUUCAGGUUUUUGUUUAGAGUUUUGCUGAGGAACUGUCCCGAGGAUUGUAGUCCUUACCAACAGAUUGAUGACAUUCUUUCUCUUUGCAAAUAUGAAAGAAAGGUGGAUACUGCUGAAUCAAUAAAGUAUUGUCUGACGAGUGCACUGAUGGAUAUAGACGAAACAUUCAACACAAAGCUUUGAACACGUCGUUCAUAAGUGUGUUCUCAUAUAUAAAAAUGUAACCGCGUUAAUUUAAUAUUUUAUCAAUAAUGAACGUAGAACUUGAAGAUAAUCGAUUCCAAAUGUAGACUUUGUUGUUAGCUCAAGCAUGUACAUAGCUAUUGUCCGUAGAAUUGGUGAAUGCAUGACCAAAAGUAACUAUGAGUAUCUAUUAUUGAUGGCAAUAAAUAUUAAUCAUGCCUUUGCAUCGUUUGCACUGCAACGCAAACAGUCCAGAUUUAACUUCUCCACUGCAAUUAGCAAUUGACUUCUGGAAAUCAACUAAAGUACAUCGGUUUUAAUUGUCACUAUUUGCACGUUGUGUAUUUUUUUCUGGUCUGGUCGCGUAGCAAUUCCAACGGCGAAAGACGCAAACAAUUGAAAUGAACAUUAUGGUCUUUUGACCACAGUGAUUUUUGAAGUAUGCAAUCACCUUUUCGCUUUGACAACCUCUUGAAAAAGAGGCACAUGUAUAUUCAUGUCGGUCGAUAUCGAGUAAUGAUUUGAACCAAAAAGACUACUGUUAUAGAAUAGAAGAACAGAAUUGAAUUAAACGAUAUUGGAAAUCA
Messenger RNA from Exaiptasia diaphana, 1296 nucleotides. RefSeq lists its product as uncharacterized. The transcript is spliced from 5 exons. The record is from RefSeq and is a predicted model, not a curated record. NCBI's taxonomy places the organism in Eukaryota, Metazoa, Cnidaria, Anthozoa, Actiniaria, Aiptasiidae. Bases 68 to 709 code for a protein of 213 amino acids.